AUGGAUGUUGAAACGAUUGUUGAUGAGGAGGAGGAGGAUGAGAUGGUAGGCGGUGGGUUGAGGAGCGUUAGGUGCAGGGGGAGGAGGAGGAGGGGGACGACACAGGUGCCCCCGCAGGAGGUGGAGGAGGAGGAGGCGCAGGUGGGGCAGCAAAAUGAUACGGAGGAGGAGGUGCAUGUGGCGCAGGAGGAGGAGGAGGAGGAGGCGCAGGAGGACGAGGAGGCGCAACAGACCGCCUCUGGUUGCGGUGCCUCUGGUUCGUCGAGCGUCUACUUGCGAGGUCCCGCCAGUCUCCCUAGGCGACCGAUACCUCGUGAGAGACGCCCUUUGAUUCGACCCGAAGGGGAAAAGUCCUGGACGAUUGUGCAGAGUGCAGGUGCCGCUCACAAACGCUCCGUCAAUGGCAUCCUCGGUCUUCUGUGCAGGGAACACUUUCCUGGCCUGGUUGAGCACGCUGGAGUGACGGAACUGGCCUAUACGUUCGACCACUACGCCGCCGCCCCCGAUGCUGAAGAUCGGGAUGGCAGGGUAUUCAACAACAAGGCGGAGCGGGUGAAACAGGAGUUGUGGAUGUGA
Messenger RNA from Panicum hallii, 576 nucleotides. RefSeq lists its product as uncharacterized. Gene Ontology annotation, biological process: transposition. The coding region runs from base 1 to 576 and encodes 191 amino acids. Lineage: Eukaryota; Viridiplantae; Streptophyta; Magnoliopsida; Poales; Poaceae. The record is from RefSeq and is a predicted model, not a curated record. The transcript has 6 exons.